AUAAUGUUGAAUAUAAAUUUUGUAUUAUGAAUGCGUAUGUAACUCAGAACAAUUACAGUUAGUUCGUUUUAACUCACGGUGUCGUUGUCAAAAAUAAAACGCGCUCAGUUUUUGCGCGGCGAAAAUGUAUCAAGAUACGGAAAAUGUUAUGUCAAAAGUUAAUAAAUUUGAAACUUCGAUUUCGGAGUUGAAAAAGAAAUCAUUUGUGACUGCUGCUGAUUUGGAGAGCUUUUCGGACAAAGACCUAACACCAGAAUACUUAGAGGCUUAUCGAAGUUCUCUUGAGAAUCCUGAGGCAUUUUGGAGUGAAGUUGGCAAGGAGUUGGAAUGGACAAGACCAUGGGAUGAAGUACUAGAUGAUAGUAAUCAACCAUUCACCAAAUGGUUUGUAGGUGGUGAGAUGUCAGUAUGCUACAACGCAGUCGACCGUCAUGUAAUCCAAGGUCGCGGAGAUCAGGUCGCGUUGAUACAUGACUCGCCUCUUACGGAUACAGUCAAGAGAAUAACUUACUCUGAGCUGCAGGAUCAGGUAUCUCGUAUAGCAAGCAAGCUGACUUCACUAGGUGUGACCCGUGGCUCUCGCGUUGUAAUCUACAUGCCCCUUAUCCCAGAAGCCGUUAUAGCAAUGCUGGCCACCAACAGAGUUGGUGCUAUACAUUCUGUCGUAUUCGGGGGUUUCGCCGCAAGAGAAUUGAGAACUAGAAUAGAACACGCAGAGCCCACUGUUAUUAUUGCAGCCAGUUGUGGAGUUGAGCCAAAUAAGAUUGUCAGGUAUAAAGAUAUAUUAGACGAAGCUUUGUGCCAAAGCUCGCACCAGCCGCGUAAUUGCAUCAUUUACCAACGCCGCAGAGUUCUCGAAUGUCACUUGGAGAAGAAUCGAGAUAUAUGCUGGGACGAAGCAAUGGAAAGUGAACCUGUGCCCUGUAUUUCAUUAGAAGCUAAUGAACCACUAUACAUUUUGUAUACUUCAGGUACCACGGACUCUCCAAAAGGUCUUCAAAGACCCUGUGGACAUGCAGCAACAGUUUGCUGGUCGAUGCGUUCCAUAUAUGGCCUCAAACGUGGAGUUUGGUGGGCGGCAUCAGACCUUGGCUGGGUGGUGGGACAUUCCUACAUUUGCUAUGGACCAUUAUUAGCUGGUCUUACCUCUGUGCUGUACGAAGGGAAGCCUGAUAGAACACCUGAUCCUGGGCAGUACUUUAGGAUUAUCGAACAACAUCGUGUGAACGCGUUGUUCACAAUACCAACAGUAUGCAGAGUACUUAAGCGGGCUGACUCUUGUGGAAAAUACGCGAGACGGUACUGCAUCAAAACAUUGAAGAGUGUUUUCGUGGCAGGAGAGCAUUGUGACCAGGAAACUAGGCAUUGGGCGGAAAGAACUUUCGGAGUGCCCGUGUUAAAUCAUUGGUGGCAAUCGGAAUCCGGGUCUCCCAUCACUGCAGCUUGUCUGGGUUUUGGAGUGAAGAGUAUACGACCACAUUCCGCUGGGUAUCCUGUGCCCGGUUAUGAUUUAAGAGUUUUAAGAGAAGAGGGUACCGAAUGUCAGUCUGGUGAAGUGGGACGUCUCGUCGCAAAGUUACCUCUGCCACCAGGCUUCUCUUCUACUCUAUGGAACGCUGACGACAGAUUUAAGAAAGUCUACUUCGAAAAAUAUCCAGGCUUUUAUGACACACAAGACGUUGGCUGGAUUAGCCCUGAAGGCGCAGUUUGGGUUGUAGCAAGAGCUGAUGACGUCAUCAAUGUAGCUGGCCACAGAUUAUCGACGGCGGCUAUAGAAGAUGUCGUAUUAAAACACGCGAGAGUAGCUGAUGCUAUGGUAGUUGGUGCUCCAGACUUGACUAAAGGCGAUGUCCCUCUAUGCUUGUAUGUUAUGAGACCUCCGCAAGAUGACGAAGAAAUUGUCACCGAGGAAACAGUGACGCAAGAGCUGAUAGCAUUAGUUCGUCACCUAAUCGGUCCAAUAGCCGCUUUUAGAAAGGCCAUUGCUGUACCCGCGCUACCACGAACUCGAUCAGGCAAGGCCCUCAGGGGUGCUGUAGCCAAAUUGGCACGGUCCCAACAAAUAAAUCUGCCCGCAACUAUAGAAGAUGCUACCGUAUUCCCAGAAAUAAAACUUGCAUUACAAAAAUGCGGGUAUGCCAUUGACGCCCCUGAUCCAGAAGUAAAUUGAGCAAUUGAAUUAUUUUAGAUUCUAGUGCAAAACGUAGCAAUUAAACUAUAAUUAGACCGAUGUAUAAAAAUAUAUUUAAAUCCUGUUCAUUACCCAGAUAAAAUGACCUUUUUAACAAAACACCUAUUGUGAUGACAAAUAAAAUCUCAUCUAAAGAGUGUGCUCCUACGAAUAUAGUCAUCGUAUAGUAUUGUUUAAUAUUAUAGACUAUAUAUGUGACCUUUCGGUUAUACUUCCAUAUUCCACAUCAUUCAUCAUACAUGUAUUUGAAGGUGUAUAUAAAUUAUUUCUGACUUUCAUUCAAAAUAUACAUAUACUCGUACGAACGAACGUAAUUAUUCAUAUUUUUUAAUUUAUUUAUAUUUAUGUUAUAUUUAUAGACCUCUAUCAUUGUAAACUAUUUCUUAGUUUUGCAAUUCCUAUAAUCGGCAAGCUUAAAAGUAAUGCCUGGUUAGUACUAUAAACAGUACUUGAAAGCUAAGAACUUGAAGAUCGUGAAUGUGGUACUUUGUGAUUUUUUUAUUAUGGAAAAUUAUCUAUUGUAUAGAGGAUAUUAUACAUAUUUUAAUAUAUAGGUACCUACGUAAAUAACUUAAUAAAUUAAUAUUGUUUUUCCUUAAUAUAUACUUACUUUAUAACUUAAGAUUUUUUUAUAAUCCUGGAAUAUAUUGGUAUGACUUUUUUAAUGUAAGAUAGACAAAUUAUUAUAAAAUAACAAAACUUACAAUAUUAAAUCUUGUAUUUUCUACGUUCGGUUUAUGCUCCGGUAAAUAAUUCUAUAAGUUAUUUAUUUUAUGUUGAAUGUAAAUAUGUAAUGGCGUUGUUUUUUUAAUUGUAUAAGUGGAUAAAAUAAAUAUAAGGCUGAA
This is a messenger RNA of Pieris brassicae (large cabbage white), 3036 nucleotides long. Its product is annotated as acyl-CoA synthetase short-chain family member 3, mitochondrial. The coding region runs from base 125 to 2170 and encodes 681 amino acids. NCBI's taxonomy places the organism in Eukaryota, Metazoa, Arthropoda, Insecta, Lepidoptera, Pieridae. The record is from RefSeq and is a predicted model, not a curated record. The transcript is spliced from 12 exons.